Molecule: messenger RNA, 2713 nt
Organism: Synchiropus splendidus (mandarinfish)
Lineage: Eukaryota; Metazoa; Chordata; Actinopteri; Syngnathiformes; Callionymidae
Gene: trhra
Product: thyrotropin-releasing hormone receptor a
Exons: 2
Coding region: 239-1480 (413 amino acids)
Biological process (GO): phospholipase C-activating G protein-coupled receptor signaling pathway
Cellular component (GO): membrane
Molecular function (GO): thyrotropin-releasing hormone receptor activity
Source: RefSeq, a predicted model, not a curated record
CGGGGAGCGCUCCUCUUCCUCACAAACUUCUCCAGCGCCGUUCGAUUUGCCUCCCCAGCCUUGAAAACAACCAGACAGAGAGAGGAGUAUCUUUUUUUUCUCGUUUUCAUGGAGUCAAAAAGUGGACCUCCAGGGGGUGAGAUGAAGUUUCUGGAGCUGUUGGCACUUGGACGGUUGGUGUUUGCGCAUCAGUCAAAAGCCCUUUCCGUCAUCCACGAAGCGCUUGAGUGACUGUGCCAUGGAGAACCUGACCACGGAGACCAUGAGUGGGGAGAAUGGCACGUCCGUGCCGGACAACGCGACCCUCGGGCUGUGGACGGACUACACUGCUGAGUACAAGGUGGUCAGCGUUUUUUUAGUCUGCCUGAUAUGCGGCGUGGGGAUCGUGGGGAACGUUAUGGUCAUCAUGGUGGUGCUGACCACCAAACACAUGCGGACCCCCACCAACUGCUACCUGGUGAGCCUGGCCGCGGCGGACCUGAUGGUGCUGACCGCCGCCGGGCUGCCCAACAUCAGCGACGCCCUGUACGGGCAGUGGGUGUACGGCUACAUCGGCUGCCUGGGGAUCACCUACUUCCAAUAUUUGGGGAUCAACGCCUCCUCUUGCUCCAUCACGGCGUUCACCGUGGAGCGCUACAUCGCCAUCUGUCACCCCAUCAAAGCCCAGUUCUUGUGCACUUUGUCCCGGGCGAAGCGCAUCAUCCUGCUGGUCUGGACUCUCACCUCCGUCUACUGCGUCAUGUGGCUCUUUCUGUCCGACACCAAAAAGUUGGUGUACGACAACGUGGUGCUGCUGAGCUGCGCUUACAAAGUGUCCAGAAGUCACUACCUGCCCAUCUACUUCAUAGAUUUCGCGGUGUUCUACGUGCUGCCGCUCAUGCUGGCCACGGUUCUGUACGGGCUGAUCGCCAGGAUUCUCUUCCUCAACCCGCUGCCUUCAGACCCGAAAGACAAGAAGAAGAAAAGCGACGCGAGCAAGACGAGGAGGAUGGUCAGCACCAACUCUUCUAGCAGCACCACCGCCGCCUCCAGAAGACAGGUGACCAAGAUGCUGGCUGUGGUCGUGAUCCUCUUCGCCUUGCUUUGGAUGCCCUACCGCACCUUAGUGGUGGUCAACUCCUUCCUCGAUAAAGCUUACCUUGACACCUGGUUCCUGCUCUUCUGUCGUCUCUGCAUCUACCUCAACAGCGCCAUCAACCCUGUCAUCUACAACGCCAUGUCACAGAAGUUUCGCGCGGCCUUCAAAAAGUUAUGCCACUGCGGGCCACAGCGCAAGGAGAAGCCCACGUCAUACCGGGUGGCCCUCACUUACAGCGUCAUAAAGGAUCAUUCCAAUGGGGAAAGUCCUGACCACUUCACCACAGAAAUGGAUGAGCUGAACACAGCUAGCGAUCAGUACCUCUCGUCCAGCAUCAUGUCGUCCACCAGGAAGAUGCCGUUUGAGGAGCCGUCUCUGGUUGGGAGGGAUGUGAAAGCCUAACUGACAAACAAACAAACGCCUCUGAAAUGAUUCUUGUAGGAUUCCUUGACAUGAACCACUCUUCAGGCUUUGAGCUAUGUUGUUUGUUUGUCCUAUUGUUGUGUUCAAUAGUUGCUAUUGGAGCAUGGUUCUGGCUGAAUUACAUGUGGAAUUGAAAUCUCUUAAUGUACUUGGGUUCAAAGUCGAAUUGUUUGAGUCACUUUUUAUCAAAAAAAUGUAUUGACAAUUCCACUUGAGUGUUAUUGUUCAGUGAUUUCAUAAGGCAGUUGUUUUAACCACAAUAUUCAAAAUAAAAACACCCAUACAUUACAUUUUUUAUCGUACUAGUGUAAGUAGUGUAAUGUAGCAGAUUCACCAGGAAAUAUCAAUGAUGACUCGAAAAUUCUUUCAUGGAAGUGGUCGUUGAUCUCUCAUGAAUGUUCCAUAAUCGUAGUGUACAAAUACAAAUAACAGUAACAAUAACAGUGUCAACAGUCGACAUCGUCCAUUAGAGUACUAUGUAGCUACAGAUGAGUUUCCACUCUGGCCAAUGUCCACUUCCGAAAGCGACUCUGGUGUUCAAUGUGUUUUGGCAGGAGGACCUUGACACCUAUUUAAGCUGCCAACAUGAAUCAAUGAGCCUAGCUUCCCGUGACCAGGCGUGUUGUCCAUUUUGACUGCUGCAGUCUCUGAACACCCCACAACAGAGGAAAAGCAGAACUCACUAUUUUCAGUGGGAGUUCAUUGUGUUACGGUUGAGCAGGUUUUCUUCAUCAACAUGUUGUACUUAAAUGCAGUGUUGCCGGGUCUCCAAAAGUAAAAUAAAUCCCCAAAAAGAUAGACAGACAGACAGACAGACAGACAGACAGACAGGUAGAUAGAUAGAUAGAUAGAUAGAUAGAUAGAUAGAUAGAUAGAUAGAUAGAUAGAUAGAUAGAUAGAUAGAUAAACCACCUGGCAACACCACAUGGAGGAUUUGUCCAAGUUUGGAUAUACAUUUCACCUUUCUUCCAAAAAACGUCUUUCUUUGUGUGUCGGUAUCGUGCCUUCAAAAAGGAAGUAUUCUGUUGUUUCUCCAAGAUGCUGUUUUUGAGACUGGUUUGGACGACAUUUUAUGUUGUACGUAAAGUGUAGUUAGUUCCUGUGGUCUAAUCGCCUCACAGUCCUUCACUAGCUGAAGGGUCAACAUUCCAAACUGUGUUUGUCUGGUGAAGAAGAAGGAAUGAAGGUACUACGUUGUCUUUCCACUCAGUU